Molecule: messenger RNA, 2501 nt
Organism: Microplitis mediator
Lineage: Eukaryota; Metazoa; Arthropoda; Insecta; Hymenoptera; Braconidae
Product: serine protease inhibitor swm-1-like
Exons: 3
Coding region: 2172-2501 (109 amino acids)
Source: RefSeq, a predicted model, not a curated record
GAAAUAAUGAGAUGAAUAACGUCGACCCUACAUUAACACCACUGCAGACAAUUUCUCAAAUUAACUAUCUACUGUGUGGACAAUAUGCGGUUUUAAAUAAAACCCUGCGAGCUGUGGAAGUUCGCUGCUACGACGACAAGCCUGAGUCCGAAUACAAGGUAAAACUCUUUAAUUUCCUUAAUUAGUAUAGGCAUUGACCUAUUGAUCAUUAACUCUGAAUUAAAAUUGUAUUGCUGCGUAGUAACGAAUACAAUUCUGUUAUUAAUGUAACCACGAAGCGGGAAAAGAUAAGAGUAAAACAUUAAACUCCGUGUUAUCCGGUAAACAUUUUCGUAGAUCGUAUUUUAUAAAUUGUUAUGUUUUUCAGCUUUCUUCGCCCGAUUGUGCAUGCUUAGAUGGGUACAUGCGGAAUUCGGCCAACGUUUGCAUUAAAGCUGCAGACUGUGUUCCGGUGUCUAAUGGAUCCAGUUCCUCAAGAAGUGAACCAGUGGGAAAACGCAUUGUAUUCAUUAUUUGCAGCGCAAUCGUUGGUGUCGGGUACAUUAUGUCAUACAUCGCGAUCAUGUAUACAAUCGUGUAUUUCUUACGUUCUGGGUUGUCUGCCAAAAAUUGGAUGGUCAGAUAGAUUAAAUAAUUAUUAACUAUUACUAGUUUGUUUAAUUUUACAUCAUUUGGUAUUUUAGAGAUAAAACGUCAGAAGAAUCUGUCUAACAUAAAAACAUCUGUAAAUAAUAAUUUAUAGAACAGAAUAAAAAUCUUCAUCUGAUAUAAAAGUUCACCAAUCAUCCGUGUGCAAGUAAAACAUAUUGACCAACACUCUACACAGCAAUUUGAACAAUUUUGAGUCAUCAGACUCAAAGUGACUUAUGAUAUUGGUCAACAAUAAUGGUAAGUGUUAAGAUUUUCAUAAAAGAUGUAAAGAUGGUAGCAUUCAUCGUAGUACAGACGAGUACUUUUGAACGAUAUUACAUUACCCAGAGAGGAAAGUACGACGGGCCCAAGCUUGUAAGUCAGCCUUGGCCCAGCCUUUGUAACACUCUGGAAUGAUAACAUUGGGCCAGACCUGGUUGCUAGACCUGACCUAUGCUUUGUUGCCAGUCCUGGCACUGACUUUUUUACCAGACCUUGCCCAUGCCUCGAGGAAACGAAUAAAUUUAAUUAAAAAAAAAAUUUAUUAUUAUCAACCGCGUAGAAUUUAUGAUCAUUAACGUUGAAACUAUCUAAAGAAGGUAAAUGAUGUGAAAAAAACUCGGUGAUAAUUCUGCUGGGCUUCGGGCGCGAACUGCCGUCCUUCUGAUUGCUGGGUCCGAACGAUAGCUAGUAGACGAACCUACUAACUUUGAACUAAUACAUUUAUAUGAUUUACUUAUCAAACCAUAGGUAUAGCCAAACUCGGGUAAUUCUACCUUGGCUUAAGCCUGGGUUGCCAUUGAAUGGCCAAAGCUAGGUUCUCCAGUGCUGGGCCAAGUAGGGCCCUGUCGUUCAACUCUGGCGGCUCCUGCAUGGAAAGUUGCAUCAGCAGAAUACUCCACUGAUAAUCUUUAGGGCUCAAAAUUACAACAGUCUGACGCAAGUUUCUGGAUCAGAAAUAUGGAGUAAUAGGUACACAAUUCUCAUGCAAGAUAUGUGUUACAAGUUUUUUACACAAUAUUUCAGUUAAUUUCGAGCACUAUAAUGUUACACAUACAAACAAAUCUUGCGUCAGCAUUGCUUAAUAGUGUCACUGAAAAACUAGUCCUAAAUGUCAUGCAUGUUUGUACUUUUUAGUGCCAGAAAUAUAGUGCAACUUUCUUCAGAAGAUCAGUACAGAGAAAUAAUUAAUCUGUUUUUUAAGAGAGACCAAAAGUAGGUAGGGAAUGCAGGACUUUAGUGCGUCAUUCGAAACCACAAAUAUAUAUUAUUUUAAAUUCGAUUUCUGACGCAAACCCAAAAGCAGGAAAACCGCAUUGGAAUGUACGCCUGAUAAACGCUGAAAAAUAUUAUGAUAAUAUUGAAAUAAUGAUGGAAUAAAGUUCAUAUUUAGGCAUACAGCUUAAUUAAACAAUGUUUGGGUAAUUUAUCUACGUCAUUAAAUUGAAUUAUCAAUCCCUAUAUAAUCAGUAGCAAUAUUAAUCAAAUUCACAGUUGUAAAUUAGCUUUACUGUGAGAGAGAAGUGAAUACUAAACGCAACAUGACCUCAGUAAAGUUCGCACUUCUUCUAUGCGUCGCUUGCAUCGCCAUCAUUGGAAUUGAAACGUCACCCAUCAACGGCGACUCUUGGAAACUUGGCUUUUGUGGUGAAAACGAGGUCUACGAUUCCAUGCGGCGUGGGUGUGAAGAGAAUUGUGAUGAUCGCAACCCAACAUUCUGCUUUAAGUUUACGACAGUGUGCUGGUGCAAAAAAGGGUACAUUAGAAAUAAAUUGAAUACUUGCAUCGAAGUUGAAGAUUGUCCCAAUGUAUCUGCAGUCCUCGAGUUCCCCGAAACAAUCAUCGACACCUUCAACGUAUCAUAUGAAUGA